This is a messenger RNA of Psylliodes chrysocephalus, 459 nucleotides long. The record is from the annotation of a GenBank genome assembly. NCBI's taxonomy places the organism in Eukaryota, Metazoa, Arthropoda, Insecta, Coleoptera, Chrysomelidae.
AUGAAAGCUUGGAACAAACUUUGGCCAAAGCCAGCUAUUAAUGAGAACGAAAAUAACGAGGGACCUGAACCUGAGCUUCUUGAAGAAACCGCCGAUCUUUGCAAUGUAAUUCCUGGCUUUGAAGAGUGUGACCCGGCUGAUGCAACAGAGUGGCUCAACAGUGAUAUUAAUGAGCAUGGUUACCAAAUCUACAAUGAAAACGAGAUCCUGCCUCUUGUCACGGAAGUCAACGAACCAGAAGACAGCAGUGAUGAUAAAUACGCUAUUGAUUCGGGCCCAUCCCAUGCCGAUGCGUUCAGUGCUCUUGAAACGGCAAUGAACUGGUACGAAAAACAACCUGAAUGCUGUUUACUUCAGUUGAUCACGCUAAAGAAAAUUCGUGAUUUAGCAGCCAAAAAACGUUCUUCAACUUUAGUUCAGAAAAAAAUUAGUGACUAUUUUUCGAAUGUUCUUUGUUGA